GACCACCUAGUCGAUAGAGCUCUACCUAGCAAAAGCACACGGAACCUUGCUACCAGGUCACUUGUUGGACUACGACUGUCUCUCAAGAUCCCUCGUCACACAUAAGACCUCAACACAAUGCCGCAUCAUACGAUAUCAGAAUAUCCAGGCGCUGGCAGUGGCGACUUUGCCAUGCAGAAGUACCUCCUCCUCCACAACCAGCAUGAAGAGUUGUGCCAACAACUACACGAUCUGUGCCCUUCAUAUACAAACUCUUCGACAGCCGUGACCUCUCCCUCCGGCUCUCCCAGCAGGGCUUUCGACACAACGCCAUCGCCUCCAACGUUGAGACACCACUCCUCAUCUUCUUCAUCGUCAUCGUCAUCCACUUCGUCCCGAAGCCGCCGGAGAUCUUCGCCAUCUGCCAGUUUCAAGUGCGGCUACUCUGGCCCACUAAGCACGCUGGCUCCUGUGCUUGACGAGACACUGAUCGUCGAGAUGGCGGCUGGCGAGCAGAAACUCUUUGAUGUCAAUGAGGGCAUCAAGCGUGCGCUGACUGAGCUGCUCAACUGCGAGCGCGUACGCAGCGACCAGGCCAUGCGAUCCUGGGUCCAGUCUCGGCUAAUGGAGACGGAGAAGGAGCUGCGCAGCGGGCGUCGCAGGAGAAGUGCUUGAGCUUCGCAGAGAAAGUUCGUGUGGGCCUCCAGCCGCGUCCCUCCGGACGUCAUGGCUUCCUCUACAAGCAUACCUUCAUUCAUCCCAGCAUUUUUCCUCAGCAUCGUAUCGUCCAGGCAGGGCAGGCAUGGCCCACUGGACUUGCAUGACACGACUCGGCGUUUUGUUUUCUUUCUUGGACGGGAUGUCCAGCUCAUGAUGAUACCAGCGCGCAUUGUCUUGGUCCUGUUUCUCCCCUCUUGACGACAGCAUCUUUCAAACUGCAUCGGGCCACAUCGGCCUGGAGGUCCUGCGAAUCCUCCGGGCAGGCGGCGUUUCUUGAUACUUCGACCUUGGCACAGUUUUGUCCCACCUUAUUGUUAGCAAUUAAUGUCAAUAUUUAAUCGUCCCUCGAAG
Microdochium trichocladiopsis is the source of this 1050-nucleotide messenger RNA. RefSeq lists its product as uncharacterized. Lineage: Eukaryota; Fungi; Ascomycota; Sordariomycetes; Xylariales; Microdochiaceae. The transcript has a single exon. The record is from RefSeq and is a predicted model, not a curated record. Bases 118 to 654 code for a protein of 178 amino acids.